CUAACUACGAGUGCUCAUGUUGGUCUCAUAAAGUAAAAAAAAAGAAAAAUUUAUUUUUAUUUGAAAAAUUUUACAAAAAAAAAGACCUCCUCAGGGUUUAAAAAAUAUUUAAAAUUAUAAAAUUUUAAAAUCUUUAAAAUGCGUUAAAUUUUGAAUAAAAUUUUUUUUGGUUAAAAUUUUAUUUAAUAAUUUUAUUAAAAUUAAUUUUUCUAAAAAAAAACGUAGUAAAAAAUCUAAUUCUAAAACGUAGCUAAAAACGAAAAAAAUUACACAUACGCAGCAGUCUGUUUUUUAAAUUUAAAAAAAAUCAAUAUUUUAUUUGAUUUCUAAAGUGUGAGAGAAUUCAAAUACCAAACAGUUGUAAUAACGUUUCGUGAAAACCAUACGCAAGAAGUUAAUAAUAACGAACAAAAUGGCCGGAGAACUAUUAGCACGACCAAUAAGACCGCUUGAAAGCGGUUAUUGGUUUCCUGCCAAUCCAAAUGAUUUCUACAAGUCCAUACAACUUAAAGCGGAACAAUAUCUAUUACGUGACGAAACCGAUAAUAAUACCCACAGUGAACAAUUGCAAGCGGUGUGUAAACCACGUUAUGCCAUGAGCGAAAUAUUCCAUAGGGAAGAUGAACGUCUUAAAACGUUCAAUACUUGGCCAGUGGAGUGGUUGGAUAAGAAGGAAUUGGCCAUGUCGGGCAUGUUCUACAUGGGCGAGGGUGAUAAGACAAAGUGUUAUUUUUGUGAAGUGGAAAUUGGUCGCUGGGAACCUGAGGAUCAACCUGUACCUGAACAUCUGCGCUGGUCGCCAAAUUGUCCUCUUUUGAGGAGACGUACUACCAACAAUGUACCCAUUAAUUGUGAGGCCUUGGAACGACUAUUGCCGCCACCCAGCUAUGAUAUCUGCGGCCUAAAUGAUCAGAUUGAAAUAAGACGUAAUGCAUUUCCCGAGGGCACCAUACCUGCGGCCGAUAUACCGCCUGCCUCACCUGCCACAGCCAGUAGUAGCGGUAGUAGUGCCAGCAUCCCUAAUUCUGGUACAUUUUAUCCCGAGUAUCCAGAAUAUGCCAUUGAAACGGCUCGCUUGCGUACAUUUGCCGAGUGGCCGCGCAACAUGAAACAGAAACCUGCUCAGUUAGCCGAGGCGGGUUUCUUUUAUACCGGUGUGGGUGACCGUGUCAAGUGUUUCAGCUGUGGUGGUGGUCUUAAAGACUGGGAUGAGAAUGAUGAGCCCUGGGAACAACAUGCUCUCUGGAUGGGCAAAUGUCGUUAUGUAAAAUUAAUCAAGGGUGAUACUUACAUAGAAACUGUUGUAAAUAGAUUUAAAAAAUCCAAUGCCAACACCAACACUGAAGAGGGGGAGCAGGCACAACAAACUACUGCCAAUACCAACUCGCUUACCAUAGCCACUGUUCUAAACGCAAGCAGUAUAACGGGCCCAAAAGAAACGGAACAGCAAUUGUCAGCGGGCGCCACACAACAAACAUUAGCUGCCGCUGGCUGCCCAGCACCAGAACAAAAUCGCAAAUCUUCUUCCACUAUACCCGAGGAGAAAUUGUGCAAAAUUUGUUAUGCCAACGAAUACAAUACGGCGUUUUUACCUUGUGGUCAUGUGGUGGCCUGUGCCAAGUGCGCUUCAUCCGUUACCAAGUGUCCACUGUGUCGAAAAGCCUUUGCCGAUGUGAUGCGUGUAUAUUUUUCGUAAAUUAUUAUAAACUCUAUAUAGUUAUUUAUACUUUUAAUAAUUACAGCAAACAUAAAAAUAACACAAAAACAACAACAACUCCUACAGUUAUUUGCCCUUUAAAAUUAACCAACUUUCCAUUCCCUUAUAGUUUUACAAAUGUAUAUAAUUCUCUAACAACAACCACAAUAAUAAUAAUAAUCCCCCGCCUUGGUCUAAACUAUCUAUAUCCUUUAACAAAACGGGUUUAACGGCCAGUUAGGAUUUGUGUUAAAUGAGUCUUAACUGGCCGUUAAAUUUUGUACAAAAACAUUACAUUACAUUGUGUUAAGUUAAUCAGUUUUAAAUCUUAAAUUAAGCAUUUAAUAAGAUUUUAAAACAUUAGCGGAAAUCACUCUACGUAGUAUAUUUGCCAGAGUAAGCAGCUACAAGGAGUUAAGCAUUUUUUUUACAAUAUUAUUUUGAUUUUGCAAACUAUAGCAUUUUUACUAUUAUUUGCAAAAGUAGUUAACUAUGAAGACUGAUUUCCGCUAAUAUAUUUUUACAUUAAUGGCAAAAUUAAAAAAAAAAACCCAAAAACUUACUACAUUUUCUAUAUAACACUUUGUCCAAUUCACCAACGAAUUGUAGUGAAUUGUACAAAUUUAAUUUAAAAAAAUAAAAAAAAUUAAAAAAAAUAAAA
This is a messenger RNA of Lucilia sericata (common green bottle fly), 2357 nucleotides long. RefSeq names its product death-associated inhibitor of apoptosis 1 (gene Diap1). Lineage: Eukaryota; Metazoa; Arthropoda; Insecta; Diptera; Calliphoridae. The transcript has 2 exons. Gene Ontology annotation, biological process: regulation of cell cycle; negative regulation of apoptotic process; positive regulation of protein ubiquitination. The record is from RefSeq and is a predicted model, not a curated record. Bases 413 to 1696 code for a protein of 427 amino acids. Gene Ontology annotation, molecular function: ubiquitin protein ligase activity; cysteine-type endopeptidase inhibitor activity involved in apoptotic process. Gene Ontology annotation, cellular component: nucleus; cytoplasm.